AUGGCUGUCAGGAACUCCAGUCUCGCCUCUUCUCGCCGCAAGUCGCGCGCCGCCCACUUCAACGCCCCCUCCAGCGAGCGCCGCGUUAUCCUCUCUGCUCCUCUCUCGAGCGAGCUCCGCGCCAAGUACAAUGUCCGCUCCAUGCCCAUCCGCAAGGACGACGAGGUCAUGGUCGUCCGUGGCAGCAACAAGGGCCGUGAGGGCAAGGUCACCAGCGUCUACCGCCUGAAGUGGGCCAUCCACGUCGAGCGCAUCAGCCGCGACAAGAGCAACGGCCAGAGCGUCCCCAUUCCCCUCCACCCCUCCAAGGUCGUCAUCAAGAAGCUCCACCUCGACAAGGACCGUGAGGCCAUCCUUGAGCGUGUUGGCAAGGGUCGUGAGGCCGUCAAGGCCAAGUCCGCUUAA
Messenger RNA from Aspergillus luchuensis, 405 nucleotides. It is a transcript of the gene RPL26A, whose product is annotated as 60S ribosomal protein uL24. The record is from RefSeq and is a predicted model, not a curated record. Gene Ontology annotation, molecular function: structural constituent of ribosome; RNA binding. NCBI's taxonomy places the organism in Eukaryota, Fungi, Ascomycota, Eurotiomycetes, Eurotiales, Aspergillaceae. Gene Ontology annotation, biological process: ribosomal large subunit biogenesis; cytoplasmic translation. Gene Ontology annotation, cellular component: cytosolic large ribosomal subunit; ribosome. The transcript has 4 exons. Bases 1 to 405 code for a protein of 134 amino acids.